CCAUGCGUCAGGCGGCGCUCUGACCUUGCCGGGUUUGUCUGGUCGCGUGUCUCCGCUGCUCCCGGUCCGCCUGCCCCUCACUCGCCGGGAAGAUGGCUGCCGUACGCCGGGCUCGCAGUUUCUCCCGCUGCGUGCUCCGCUUCUCCGACCGAGAACUCUGCUAAUUCCCCCCGCGGGGAGGACGCGCGGACUGAGCGGGGGGCAGAGGCCCCCGGGACGGCACGGAGCCGCCCGAGCGCUGGCAGCAUGGCAGAAGCUGAAGAAGAUUGUCACUCUGAUCUGGUAAGAACUGAUGACAAUGAAAGACCUGGUGAAGCAAAUCUUCAGGCAGAGCUCCAAAUGUUCAGAGCUCAGUGGAUGUUUGAGCUUGCCCCAGGUAUGAGUUCUAGUGGAUUGGAAACUCUGCCAUGCAGAUCGUCAUCAAGAGGACCUGGAGUAAAGUCUGUAGAUACCAAAGGGAAACAGGAACUAGCAAAAGAGGAAAAGGCUAAAGAACUUUUCCUGAAGGCAGUGGAGCAAGAACAAAAUGGAGCCCUUUAUGAAGCCAUCAAGUUUUAUCGUCUAGCCAUGCAACUUGUACCUGACAUAGAAUUUAAGAUCACCUAUACGCGUUCUCCAGACGGUGAUGGAGUUGGAAAGCGGUGUGUUGAGGAUAAUGAAGACGAUGGCAAGAUGGCGGAUCUUUUGACGGAUUUCCAGCAGCAGUUAACUCUUCAGGAAUCUUCAGUCAAACUUUGUCAGCCUGAGCUUGAUGUCAGCCAGACCCAUAUCUCAGCAUUGCCUAUGGAAGUACUAAUGUACAUUUUCCGAUGGGUGGUUUCCAGUGACUUGGACUUAAGAUCGUUAGAGCAAUUAUCUCUCGUUUGUCGAGGAUUUUACAUUUGUGCCAGAGAUCCUGAAAUCUGGCAUCAAGUCUGUUUGAAAGUAUGGGGCAGAAGCUGCAAUAAACUUGUUCCAUAUGCCUCUUGGAGGGAAAUGUUUUUGGAAAGGCCUCGUGUUCGAUUUGAUGGUGUAUAUAUCAGCAAAACAACGUACAUACGUCAAGGAGAACAGUCUCUUGAUGGUUUCUAUAGGGCAUGGCACCAAGUGGAAUAUUACAGGUAUUUGAGAUUCUUUCCAGAUGGCCAAGUUAUGAUGCUAACAACUCCUGAAGAUCCUCAAUCUAUUGUUCCUCGCUUACGGACUAAAAAUACAAGAACUGAUGCAAUCUUACUUGGCCAUUAUCGCCUUUCGCAGGAAACAGACAAUCAAACCAAAGUAUUUGCUGUGAUAAUGAAUAAAAAGGAAGAGAAACCAGUUGACUACCACAAAUACAGGUACUUCCGUCGUGUUCCUGUACAAGAAACAGAUCACAGUUUUCAUGUAGGACUACAGUUGUGCUCCAGUGGGCGCCAGAGAUUUAACAAACUUGUUUGGAUACAUCAUUCUUGCCACAUAACUUACAAAUCAACUGGUGAAACAGCAGUUACUACUUUUGACAUUGACAAGAUGUACACACCUUUGUUCUUUGCACGAGUGAAGAGUUUUACUGCGUUUUCAGAAAAGCCGCUCUAAGAAACACCUUUUCCUCUCACAACUCUUGCAUGAAUAAAAGGUUGUAGCAAAUGAGCACUUAAAUUAUAAAUGUGUAUAUAUUUGGAACAUUUUAAAAUUCUGGGGAUUUGGGGGGAAGGCUGUAUGUUCUAUUUCAUUAGGGAUGGCUGGAGAUGAAGCUUAUAAGUAUUAAACAUCUUUACUUUGUGACAAGACUUUGAUAACAAAGUUUUUAUUUUUUUUUUUAACGGAUUUUAUAAAUCAGUAUGCCUAAAAUGCAAGUCUUCAUCUGCCUGGGCACCUUAAUGGUUUGUCCAGAAGGAGUUGUUUCAGGAAAAUCUCAUUGCCCAUGGGACAGUGUGCGCAUGCUCUCUGCUGAAGGCUUGAAAUGUGAAGGGGAGAAAAUUAUCUUCAAUCUGUUAAACUGUGUGACAUAAGAGAACGUCAAAUAAAUGUUUUCUUUAAAUUAAACUUAUUUUGUUUGCCUUUAAGAUCUGGCAUUCUUUCACCAUCAAUGUUAAGAAAAAACAAUUCAGGGCAAGCAAAUGUAAAGUAUAAAUUUAACCGCGAAGGUACCUCAUCACCACCACAGUGAUGUCAACUGGUCAUUAAUGUAAUUUGAUCUUAAUACAGCUUCAGUGAAGCCUGCCACCUUGAUGGGAUGGGCCUGAAGAACAGGAUUUGGGGAGGAAGUUUUUCUCUUGUACUGUAGGAGGAAUUGGCAGGGUACAUGGCUCUGCUUGGGAAGCCUCGCAGAGGUUGUGGUGAAUGUGUGCACCGAUUGUGCAUUGGCCAGGCCUAACUGCAUAAGAGCAGGGCUCACUUGAACGUGUUUCUUAAUGUGUUAUAACCUUUCAUCUAAUCUUGCUACAGAUGCUGUAAAUUCAUUGGGCAUUUGUUAUACUAAGAUAAAUUUUGAGGCUGCUGUAGAUGUUCAGGUGCUGUGUACUGCUAAUCAUGAAGUGUACCUUGAGGUUAAUUGCAGGUACUGUAUGCUGCUUCUCCUGCAUAUAUCGCUUGGGGGUGUAGUGCAGACACUGUAAUUCCGCUUAUUAUAUAUGUAUCUUUGAUUCUGAAAGAACUGAAGCUUUCUAGUGUAAUGUUUUUUUAAAGCCAUUUUGCAUAAUUUUCCUUUGAACAUCUCAUUUCAAAAUACUGACCUGGACUUGAGGACUAACGUGUGAAAGAACUAUACUUGUUCCAUAAUUUAUAAAGUGUAUCUUUGCAAGGAGCUACACAAUUAAAAACAUCAAUAAAUCAUGAUUUUGAACACACA
Molecule: messenger RNA, 2809 nt
Organism: Rhea pennata
Lineage: Eukaryota; Metazoa; Chordata; Aves; Rheiformes; Rheidae
Gene: FBXO9
Product: F-box protein 9
Exons: 13
Coding region: 247-1554 (435 amino acids)
Biological process (GO): SCF-dependent proteasomal ubiquitin-dependent protein catabolic process
Cellular component (GO): cytoplasm; SCF ubiquitin ligase complex
Molecular function (GO): protein binding
Source: RefSeq, a predicted model, not a curated record